CUCCUAUAAUUGACCAAGACCAAUCGUUCCAGCUCCUAUCUCUCUUCGAGAUGUCGAAACGAACUCACCCUGACAGCGGCCCCUCCAAGCGAACCCGUUUCGCAUCCCCUUCCCACCUCGCCGAAUCCUCGACCGAUUUCCUGCAAGACGACCUCGAUGUCAGUACCACCAACUCGAAGAACGCCCGGAACAAGGACAGACGAUCGUUGAAGGAUGCAUCCGGGUACGAGUCGGACUCUACCGAUAGCGAGGGGGAGGGAGUGGUACCUUCUCGGAAGAAGAAGGGAAAGGGAAAAGAUGAUGACGAGGACGAGGACAUGUUUGGCGGGAGUGAUGAUGAAGAGGAAAAAGACAAGGAUAAGAAGAAGGACAAGGGGAAAGAGUUUCUAAACCUGACGGAUAUCGAAGGGCAGGAUUUCGGACGGAAAAAGGGAAACUACGUCGGAGAAAAGGACGACGACGAUGAUGACGACGACGACAUCGAUGGAAAAGGCAAACGCAAACUCGACCUGGACUCCGACUACGACUCGGAAGAGGAAGCCCUCAAAGCCGCUCAGGGAACAGGCUUGGACGGACCGAUGGCCGCAGAACUUACCGCCUUCAACAUGCGUUCCGAACUCGGCGAGGGACGUAUGACGGCCGACGGCGAGAGUUAUAGCGUCAACGAUCGGGAUCCCAACGACCAGUACGAUCGAUGGCUAGAAGGGACCGACCGAGCGGCGGUGAGGAAAGCUAGGAGAGCAAAGAGGGAGCAAGAGAGGAUGGAACAAGAACGCGAAGCCAAGGAGAUGGAGGAGAGUACGAAUGGCGGGAAGAGGGAAAAGGAGGAGAGGUUGAUGAGAGAGAUGAUCGUGCUCCUAGAACGAGGAGAGACGGUAUUGGAGGGUCUGCAGAGGGUUGGGGCAGAGUUGGAGAAGCAGAGGAAACAGGCAGUCGAGGGCGAUUCGAAAGAGAAGGGAGGGAAGAAGAAAUUGACGUGGGCGGAAAAGCAACGGGAGAGGAAGGCCGUUUUGCAGGGGACUACUGCGGCAGCAUCGGGAGCGGGAUCGAACGAUAUGCAGGUCGACGAAUCCCCGGAACACCUGCCAGAAAACCCCUUUGCCCGCCUAUCCACCCUGAUCUCUACCCUGACCUCGCUAGGUCACCUGGACGUCUACAGUAUGACGAGAGAGUCUCUGCAAAGGAUGUUGCCUGCCGAAGCUCCAGCGUCAGUCAAGCCAGAACAGGAAGCCAAGGUGGACUUGAGAGCGUUCGAAUAUAGGUUCUCGAAAAAGUAUCUCAGCGGGUUGGAUGCUGCUCGACGUCCUGUCGAACGGGAAGUCUUCGGCCCGUUCCCGGCACAAGCGCUUCUGAGCUGGAAAGCAUCGGGCGCGUUCGGGGGAGAGUCAUGUGAGAACAUCGAAUUGAGGGUGAGAGGGCCACAGGGACCGGGAGAGUGGGGGGAUUGGAAGACGGUGUUUGAGGCGGGCGGAUGAGGUGGCAACGAGAAUGCUGGAGAUCCUGGGCUGGUCGGGAAUAUGACUAUGAGUGAGAAUGAUAGAUAAUAAUACGAUGCAACGAUCUGAG
This is a messenger RNA of Filobasidium floriforme, 1566 nucleotides long. RefSeq lists its product as uncharacterized. The transcript has 3 exons. Gene Ontology annotation, cellular component: U5 snRNP. The coding region runs from base 51 to 1475 and encodes 474 amino acids. Lineage: Eukaryota; Fungi; Basidiomycota; Tremellomycetes; Filobasidiales; Filobasidiaceae. The record is from RefSeq and is a predicted model, not a curated record.